AUGGAAUUCGGGAAUUUACUACAUACCAUUCGGAAAACUGCAAUGUUUAGAAUGAUCAUUUUGUUCAUGUCUCUUCUUGUUCCGGUAACCACGAUGAGCGUUCGAUGCGUCAGAUCGGUCGAGCAAUCAUUUACAGCAGUUUACAAUAAAGGGGAUAAGUUUGCCACCAGCCAUUUCAUGGCUUUGAAGGAGAUUGAAUCGGCAUCAAAAAAUAGUAAUAGCGCAAAUAUGGAGUCUUUCGACCUGACUAGUAAGCACGACGACUAUACUCUGACUCUCAAAAAGUACUACAUCAAGUAUCCGUACCAAAUACACAAUGUCUUCAAGGAGCUUACUAUAACGCAUAAGGGAAAGAAGAUCAGACAAUGCUCUGCUGGAACCAAGCGACUAUGA
Molecule: messenger RNA, 393 nt
Organism: Cylicocyclus nassatus
Lineage: Eukaryota; Metazoa; Nematoda; Chromadorea; Rhabditida; Strongylidae
Source: the annotation of a GenBank genome assembly